AUGCAGCUUGCUCUUGGUACAGCAAACUGGCUCCUUGGGAAGGUGCUAAACAAGCUGUCCAGUAAUUUAGUGGAAGCAUGGGUCGCAAUCUCUGAGCUCAGUAGCAACAUGGAAGCUAUCAAAAGAAAGCUGUGGUACACACAUGGCAUGCUGCAUGAAGCCCAGAAGAGAGAUGUGAGGGACAACCAGGGCUUGCUAGUGCUCCUGCACCAGCUAAGCAACACAGCUGAUCAGGCAGAGGAUAUGCUGGAUGAACUGGACUAUUUCCUCAUCCAGGAUAAGCUAUAUAACACCCAGGAGGCUGCUGCAGAGGUUCAUGGUGUCAUCGUUGGUCCUGCUCUUCAUGCUCGCCAUGUUAGUCGCCAUUUUAUUGGCAAAUGGUUCUCAUGCUGCUCGUGUUCACAUGAACCUGAACAUACUCAUGGUGAUGAUCCCAUUGGUGAUGAUGAUGUAGACAUCAUUAAAAGCCCACCAAGGCCUGUUUUCAAUAGAGUGAACAUGUCCAACAGAAUAAAGAUGUUGGUAGAGCGCAUGCAAGAUCUAUGUGAUCCUGUCUUGCCUCUGUUAAAUCUAAACAUCUCCAGCCUUGCGCAUGACAGCACAGCUGCUCUGAGACGACCUGUUACCACCUCAAUGUGUACAGAGGUCAAGCUGUUUUGGAGGAGGACCUUGCUCAAUAAAAUUACAAAUGACAUGACUACUGGUGAAUAUCAUCUCGAAAGACUCUCGGUUCUUCCUAUAGUGGGCCCUCCUGGCAUUGGAAAGACAACGUUGAUUCAGACUUUAUGCAAUGACCCAACAAUACAAGAACACUUCUCCAUCAUAAUUUGGAUUAGUGUGUCACUUAAUUUUAGUGUGCACAGGCUCUCUCAGGAAAUUUUCAGGUGCAUACCUCCCACUGAAAGUGAUGGCAGAAGCAGAGCACAGGAACCAACAAAUUUGGAUCAACUUCAAAAAUUAAUUGAAAAAAGAUUGAAGUCAAAAAGGUUUUUAGUCGUCUUGGAUGAUAUGUGGACAUGCAAAAGUGAGCUUGAUUGGAGAACAUUAUUAGCUCCAUUGACAAGGGCGGAAUUGGACGGCAACAUGAUUAUAGUUACAACAAGAUUCCAAAGUAUAGCAGAGUUGGUAAAAACUACCAAUCCAGUAACUCUGGCUGGCUUGGAGCCUAAAGAAUUCUGGAAGUUCUUUCUUGCAUGCAUAUUUGAUGACUACAGAACAGAGCAAGACGAGGGUUUACUUCAAAUUGGAAGAAAAAUUGUAGAGAAACUGAAAUGCUCUCCUCUUGCUGCCAUAACUGUUGGUCGAUUGUUGAAGAAGGAUCUCACACAACUGCACUGGAUUAGAGUUCUUGAAAGAAAAGAGUGGGAAUAUCAGAAGGGUGACGAUGACAUCAUGCCAGCAUUGAGGAUAAGCUACUACUAUCUUCCUUUUCAUCUAAAAAAGUGUUUUGAAUUUUGUGCUCUUUUCCCUGAGGAUUAUGAGUUUGAUGGUUUAGAGCUGAUUAAUAUGUGGAUGGUUCUAGGAAUGAUUGAUUCAAAUGGUACAAACACUAGUAUUGAACAAGUAGGGCUGGAAUAUCUGAACACAUUAGUGGAUAGUGGCAUCUUCAGUAAAGUUAAUAAAGAAUCAUAUUCAUACUAUGCCGUGCAUGGUUUGUUCCACGAAUUAGCAACAUGCAUUUCAUCACAUGAAUGCAUUCAAAUAGAUUGCUCCAAUGUUAGAUGUGAAGGCAUCCAAUCAGCAGUCCGUCAUAUAUCUUUCAUCGCUCAAGAUAGCAACACAUACAGUGAGGGAUCAGAGUUUUAUGAAAACAUUAGGAAGGAAAUAGGUAAACUGAAACAAACAGUAGAUGUUGGAAAUUUACGUACUUUGUUGUUUAUUGGAAAAUUUAAUGCUAUCUUUGAUAAAUUUUUUGAAGACAUUUCUCAAGAAUUGAGAGCACUGCGUGUUCUAAGCUUAGUUACAUUACCUUCAAACUUCUUACUGCAUAGGCUUUCAAAACUCAUCCACCUUCGUUAUCUUAAAAUCCAAGUACCAUUUGGUUCAGUCAUUUCUUUGCCUAACACAGUCACAAGAUGUUAUCACUUGGAGUUCUUGGAUCUGAAGGGGUGGGGUCCUGAUUCUAGUUUACCUAGAGACAUGAGCCAUCUUAUCAAUUUGCGUCAUCUUCUUGCUAACAAAGAUCUGCACUGCAAAAUUGCUGAGGUCGGUAAACUGAAAUUUUUACAAGAGUUGAGAAAAUUCGAAGUUAGAAAAGAUGUAACUGGAUUUGAGUUACAUGAGUUGUCAGAGCUGACAGAGCUCACAGGGUCACUAAACAUAUGCAAUCUUGAAAAUGUCAAAACAAAGGGAGAUGCUGAUACAGCUAAACUAAUUUUGAAAGGGAAGCUUGAUAAGUUGAAACUAGUCUGGAACAGUCAGUGGCCUAACAGGGAUCCAACAGUGGAAGAUGUUCUUGAGAGUCUUAGGCCACAUCCGAAUCUUAGAGAGCUGUGCAUUAAAGAUCAUGGAGGAUCAACAUGUCCAUAUUGGUUGCGUACUCAGAGAUCCAUUAAAAUGUUGAAACCCCUCCAUCUACAUGGAGCAGGUGCUCUGCAUUUGUUUCAUCAGCUUAAAAAACUUGCUAUUUCAAAUUGCCCAAAACUUAGUGAACUGCCAUUCUCACAUUGCAUUACCUCCUCUACAGAAGAUUCUAACAUGACUUGGUUUCCCAAGUUGUGUGAGCUUGUGAUAGAGGCCUGCCCACAGUUGUCUCUACCUCCCCUUCCACAUACUUCUACAAUAGAUCUUGUUAGAGUCAAAACUACAAAUGGCUACUUCUCUUAUAAUAGGAAUGAGUUGGUGAUUGAUGCAUACAAUGGAGCUCUGUCAUUCCACAGUAUGCAUAAACUAGAAGAGCUAUAUGUUUGCAAGACCUCACUUUCAUUGACAGGUCUCCAAAAUCUAACUUCCUUGAGGAAAUUGGAUAUAAAGUAUUGUAGCAGUGUGCUAUGUGAUUCUAAUCUGGGGGGAGCUAUUUCCGUUCCUGUUAAAUCACUCAUGAUUUAUGACUGUUCUAUCACAGGAAAGGAACUGUCAAAGCUUCUCAACUGUCUCACCGAUCUUUCCUACUUGGAGAUAUCUGAUUGUCCAAAUAUAACAAGAUUGUGCAACACAAAUGAUAUGGACAAGGAGGAUGGGAAUGAAGAAGGAUUGCUCUUAUUCCCGCCUCAUCUUUCCAUCUCACUGCGAAAGUUAGAGAUCUGCAACUGCAGGAAGUUGUUUCUGGAUCCAAAGGAUGGAGGACUAAGGUACCUCACAUCCCUUGAAUCAUUACAAAUGCAGGGAUGUGACAGCUUAUUGUCAAGGUGGUUCGUGGAAGAAGCAACUUUCCAGUGUCCUUUUCCUAUAUUCCUCAAAGACCUCGUUCUUAGAAAUGUACAGAGCUUGAAGACAAUGGCUAUGCUCUCAAAUCUCAGAUGCCUUACCCAUCUGGAAAUAGUUGACUGCGAUAAUUUGAAUGUUGACGGGUUUGAUCCUCUCAUCACUCAAUGCCUCACUAAACUAGUUGUUGUCAACCGUCAUGAUGAGUAUUCUAAAGUAACAGCUGAGCUGAUCUCAGGAGUAGCAAGGACAAAGUUGAAUGGUUCAUUCAAACUGGAAGACCUGAGAAUUGACAACAUUUCUGAACUUCUUGUCUAUCCCAUUUGCGACCACCUCUCUAUCAACCUCCACACAUUAUGUUUUCAAUAUGAUAACCGGAUGCAGAGGUUCACAGAAGAGCAAGAGCAAGCACUUCAGCUACUUACCAACAUCCAAAAUCUCUAUUUUAAGAGCUGCCGGAGUCUGCAGUCCCUGCCUGCAGGGUUAUAUCGCCUUUAUUCCCUUAAGUGUCUAAUAUCAAGGAAGUUACUGCUGGUGUUUGGGUUGCAAGCGAGAAAUAGUGUGGUGGAAUUGGUAUGUUGCCUACUUUAUUACUAUUUGUUUCUGCUGAUCCUUGUUCCUGAUAGUGAUAGCCAAGGAAGUGAAGAGAAAUGGAAGGUGAACAAUCCAAACAUUGAGAAAUUUGUGAGACAGAGCCACGACAGUUCCUUGCAAUUCAGUUCAUGUGAAUCUAAAAUCAGAAAAGCUAAGCAGAACCUCCUUAAAGAGUUCCAGAUUCUUGAUGUUUUUGAAGAAACCUGCCAGUGGAGUGAGGGUGAGAGGAAGAGAAUGCUGGAUAUCAUGGUAGUUGCUAAUCAAAGAAAUAGAAAGAAGAGAGGAUUCAGGGCUUGA
This is a messenger RNA of Miscanthus lutarioriparius, 4254 nucleotides long. Lineage: Eukaryota; Viridiplantae; Streptophyta; Magnoliopsida; Poales; Poaceae. The record is from the annotation of a GenBank genome assembly.